This is a messenger RNA of Entrophospora sp. SA101, 624 nucleotides long. The record is from the annotation of a GenBank genome assembly. Lineage: Eukaryota; Fungi; Glomeromycota; Glomeromycetes; Entrophosporales; Entrophosporaceae.
AUGAGUCGAAAGAUUAGUGAAAGAAAAUAUAUCACAUACAAUAUUGCAUCUCUCUUUAAAUUUUAUGAGACUACAUUUGCCACAAUAAGUUUUGAUUGGAUAGAGACCCACUCAAGUGCUGCAAAAAUAACAAAAUCAGCAGAUAACUCUGGAAUUGUUCUUUUUGAUUCCAAAGGAACUAGAUUAUCAGAUGACCAGGAAAUAUGGCAAAUGGAAGUGGCUGGGCCACCCUGGAACCCUACCACCACACAUACUAUAAAUGAUACUAAAAAAACAUUUCAAUCAGACAUCCUUAAUUUAGUGUCCAUAUUACGGAAUAAUUUGGAUUGUAGUAUUGAUUUGGCAACAAAGAUCAAAGUUUUUUGCACACAAGCAAUCAGUACUCGCCUCACACUUUAUGCAUUGAAUAUGCUCCCAGAUGGCCGGUUUCUUGCCACAGAAUUGGCCUCUGCCAUUAUUCCCUUUUCCUGGAGUGGUCGUAGCAAAUACAAAGUGAUUUUACUAAUGAUGUCAAUUUUCCAUGAGGAGCUUACCAAACAGGAAGAAUUAAUGGAGGAAAUCAGCUUAUGUUCAUCAUCAACAAAUGGAAUAACAGUUCGUCAAGUAUUGAGAUUGCUAGCAGAG